AUGAGCUCAGACAACGUCGCCAAGUUUGGCAAGAGCGCCAAUGAUGCUGAGCAAGACCCGUCGAACCUGAAGACUUCAAUGUCCAAUGCGGAAGGCUCCUCUGCGGAGACGGGCCAACUGAAAAGGGAGUUCAAAGAGCGGCAUGUCUCCAUGAUUGCGGUCGCUGGCGCCAUCGGCACCGGCCUCAUCAUUGGCUCUGGAACCGGUCUCGUCAGGGGCGGGCCCGCAAGUCUGCUGAUUGCGUAUACCAUCAUUGGAGCCGUGGUCUUCUUCAUCAUGACGGCCGUUGGCGAAAUGGCGACGAUGCUGCCCUCUGACAAGGGAUUUGCUGGGUACGCUACCCGAUUUGUUGAUCCAGCUCUUGGGUACGCAACGGGAUGGAACUACUUUUUGAAAUACGCCAUAGUUCUACCGAACAACCUCACAGCGGCUGGCAUCAUCAUUCAAUACUGGCGACCCGAUCUCAACGUUGCAAUCUUCGUGACGACUUUUACUGUCGCAAUCAUUGCGGUCAAUGUCCUCCAUGUGUCCUUCUUUGGCGAAGCGGAAUUCUGGAUGUCAACAGUCAAACUACUGGUCAUAAUCAUGCUCGUCCUCACCUGCUUCAUCAUCUCAAUGGGCGGCCAACCUUCCGGCGAAGUAAUCGGCUUUAAAUACUGGCACAACCCGGGCGCCUUCGGAUCCUACCUCGUCGAAGGUCCCACAGGUCGCUUCCUCGGCUUCUGGGCGGCCAUGGUCCAGGCCUGCUUCGCGUACACUGGCACCGAAGUAGUCGGCGUCGCUUUCGGCGAGGCUCCUAACCCGCGAAAGACCAUCCGCAAAGCCGUUCGCCAAACACUCUGGCGCAUCGUCUUCUUCUACAUCAUUGGCGCCCUCGUGUUGGGCAUGUCUGUCCCGUAUACCAACGACCUGCUCAUCGGCGGCACGAAGAAGAGCACCGGCGCGGCUGCGAGUCCUUUCGUGAUCGCGGUGCAGCUCGCCAACAUCCCCGUUUUUCCUCACGUCGUCAACGGGUGUCUGCUCAUCUUCGUCAUUAGUGCGGCCAAUUCGGAUAUCUACAUCGGAUCCCGCACCCUGUAUGGACUUGCUCGCGACGGUCAGGCGCCUAGGAUCUUCACCAAGACGACAGGAGCUGGAGUUCCCAUCAUUGGUGUUGCGGCCACGAGCGUCUUUGCCGCGCUUGCGUACAUGAACGCGGCCAAGAGCUCGUCCCAAGUAUUCGGAUAUCUCGUCAGCUUGGUGACUGUCUUCGGCACUUUGAACUGGGUCAGCGUUCUUGUAAGCUACAUCCAGUUUACGAGGGGCAUGCAGGCCCAGGGCAUUCCCCGAAGCAUCAUGCCUUACCGAGGACCGCUGCAGCCCUAUGGUUCUUAUGCUGCUCUCCUCAUAACGGUCCUCGUUGUCUUCUUCAAUGGAUACAAUGCCUUCAUCCCGAAGUUUACUGUGUCAACCUUCAUGACGUCUUACAUCGGAAUCGCCAUAUACGUUGUGAACAUCAUCAGCUACAAGCUGUACGCGAAGACCCAAAGGGUCAGUCUCGGCACAAUGGACCUGCACAGCAACAGGCUUGAGGAUGACGGGGCCAAGUAUCCGAGCACAUUAGAAAAGGCUGCUUCGUGGGUGAUGCAAGUCACAAAGCGGUAA
Colletotrichum chrysophilum is the source of this 1644-nucleotide messenger RNA. RefSeq lists its product as uncharacterized. Gene Ontology annotation, cellular component: membrane. The record is from RefSeq and is a predicted model, not a curated record. Gene Ontology annotation, molecular function: amino acid transmembrane transporter activity. Gene Ontology annotation, biological process: amino acid transmembrane transport. Lineage: Eukaryota; Fungi; Ascomycota; Sordariomycetes; Glomerellales; Glomerellaceae. The transcript is spliced from 4 exons. The coding region runs from base 1 to 1644 and encodes 547 amino acids.